Messenger RNA from Schistocerca gregaria, 2984 nucleotides. Its product is annotated as dipeptidyl aminopeptidase BI-like. Lineage: Eukaryota; Metazoa; Arthropoda; Insecta; Orthoptera; Acrididae. Gene Ontology annotation, biological process: proteolysis. The coding region runs from base 587 to 2773 and encodes 728 amino acids. The transcript has 4 exons. The record is from RefSeq and is a predicted model, not a curated record. Gene Ontology annotation, molecular function: serine-type endopeptidase activity.
GGCACGUUAAGGCCACUUUUUUCGUAAUUGGCAGUUACGCGCUGGAAAAUGAAGACAUUUUGAGAGAGAUGGUUGAACAGGGUCACGAGCUCGGCAACCACACCAUGCGCGACAUCGCUUCGGUCAAACUGGAUGCGCCCUCUCUUUUGGCCGAAAUCAGAGAAACAGACCGGAUUAUCAGCCGCGCCUACGAAAUGGCUCGCAGGCCCAGACCGAGCGCCAAAUGGUUCCGCCCGGGGUCCGGGUUCUACAAUAAGACGGUCUCUACCAUCUGUGCCAAGGAAGAAUAUCGAAUUGUCCUCGGGAGCUGCCAUCCCUUCGACGCGCAGAUCGCGUCUGCGUGGUGGAACAGUAGGCAUAUUUUGUGCACGGUUUCUCCGGGGGACAUCGUCAUCGUCCACGACCGUCCGAGUACGCCGGCGCUACUGGAGAGCGUCCUGCCCAGGCUGAAGGACGCCGGGUACCAGUUCUGGACGCUGUCCGAGUUGUCGAACGUCUGACGUCUAGGGCGGACGGGAAAAAAAAUCACUUUUUUUUUUUUGUGUGUUGCAGAGCGGCGCGCCCCACUUUGUCUCCUCGUGUUCUGAUGAGGAGGGGCUUUCUCUGGCAUUUUGGAACCAGGGACUCUCAAAGGCAGACCCGUUUUUGCAGUGAACCGCUUCGUGGCGGUCGUUUUUUAGAGCGCCGCAUGUCCGGGUCGAAGAGGUCUCCGCCCGUGGCGGAGAGGGUUGAACGCACGGUGACGGUGCACGGUCGAGUGCUGAGCGAUCCCUACUUUUGGAUGAGUGACAGGUCUAGCGAGAAGGUGAGGGCGUACAUUGAGGAGGAGCGGGCCUACCAGGAGGAUGUGAUGGGUGACACGAAGUCCCUGCAGAAGCAGAUUUACGAUGAGCUCUUGGGUAGGAUGAAGGAGGACGACUCGACGGUCCCGUACAAGCAUGGGCCUUGGUACUACUAUAGGGCGAACAAGAAGGGACAGCCGUAUUCAAUUUAUUGUCGGAGGAGCGACGCCAGCGUGACGUUCGAAGAGAAGGACGUCGUGUUGGACUUGAACGAGUUGUCGGUUGGGCGCGAGUACGUGAGUCUUGGCAUUUAUCGGGUGAGUCCGUGUCACAGAGUGCUGGCCUACUCGAUGGACUACAUUGGGAAUGAGAGGUUUUUGGUGAGCUUCAAGGACAUGGAGACGAUGCGUCAUUUGGACGACAAAUUGCCUGAGACCUAUUACAGUUUGGAGUGGAACAAAGACGGUCGGUCGGUGUACUACACGACGCUGGAUGAGUCGAAUCGUCCAUAUCGUCUGUGGAGGCACGUGAUGGGCACGAGCGCGAGCGAGGAUGCGUUGCUGUACGAAGAGGAGGACAGCAAGUUUAUGCUGGACUUGGAGAAGACGCGAGACGGGAAGUGGCUGAUUUUGAACGUCAAUUCGGUUUUGACGUCGGAGUGUUUAUUGUUGGACCUGGAGCGACCGGAAUCUGAGUUCGUGGUGUUUUAUCCUCGUGAGUUUGGGGUGGACUAUUCCGUGGACCAUCAGAAUGGUCGUUUUUUGAUUUUGACGGACGAGGGCGGCGCGAGGAAUUACAAGUUGAUGAGCGUGUUGGUUGCCGAUUGGACGCCGUCAUCAAAGCAGAACUGGGUGGAGGUGAUCCCCCAUCGGCCGGAGGUUUUCCUGAAGUCCAUUGAUUGUUUCAAGAAUCACUUGGUGGUGUGGGAGCGGGAGGGAGGUUUCAAGACGCUUCGCGUUCAGGACCUGCGAACUGGAGAGUUUCGCCGGGUUUGCUUUCCGGACGCGGUGUAUACGAUUGGGUCGUCUGCGAACUACGAAUACGACACAGAUUUACUGCGUGUGGUCUACUCGAGUUUGUGCGUGCCCAAGACCGUGUUGGAUUACAACAUGGAUACGCUGUCGUGCGAGGUGAAGAAGGAGGAGGUGGUCCCGAACUACGACAAGACGCAGUAUGCUAUUUCGAGAGACUACGCCGAGUCGUCGUCGCCGGACGGGCAGACCGUGCGCGUGCCCAUUUCCAUGGUUUACAGAAAGGACCUGAAGCUCGAUGGAAACAACCCGACGCUUUUGUAUGGGUACGGUUCGUACGGUAUUUGCAUUGAGCCGGGGUUUUCUUCCAAAUGCUUCUCCCUCGUCGACCGCGGGUACGUGUACGCGAUAGCCCAUAUUCGCGGUGGCGGCGAGAUGGGUCGACAUUGGCACGACAGCGGUAAGCUGUUUGAGAAGAAAAACACAUUUGUUGAUUUUGUAGCCGUUGCGAAGCACUUAAUUGCGCGUCAAAUUACCUCUGCGGACCGUCUCGCGAUUCUUGGCGGGAGUGCGGGUGGUUUGUUGAUAGGCGCCGUGCUGAACACGCACGCCUCGCUCUUCAGGGUGGCGGUUGCGAAGGUGCCGUUUGUUGACUGCCUGAACACGAUGCUGGACGCUUCGAUUCCCCUGACAACGAACGAGUACGAGGAGUGGGGAAAUCCGCUGGAGGAUCCGCGCGCCUUUGACUACAUUCGUUCCUACGCGCCGUAUGAGAACGUGCGGCGUGGCGACUACCCGGCGACGCUGGUUCAGGCGGGGUUCAGUGAUUCUCGAGUGGCGUACUGGGAGCCGCUGAAGUGGGUGGCCAUGCUUCGGUACAACAAGUCCAAUCCGGUGACGCCUUUGGUUUUGGACAUGAAGAUGGACCACGGACACAUGGGGGCGAGUGACAGGUACAGGGCGUUGGAGGAGGACGCCUAUGUGUAUGCGUUCAUACUUUGGCAGGUGGGUGGUGGAUGAGGUGGGGGGGGGAGUGGGUGUAGCAGGGCGCAUGAGAUGGCCUGUCAAGAUAUGCCUGUCAAAAAAAAAAAAAAAAAAAAAAAGAGAGGGCGUCGUGGAGAGGGAGAGUGAGGAGCAAGUUUUCCUUCAAGGUGUUGGAGGUACAGGCAAUAAACGUGUGUUGUUGAUCUUUCAUACGUAAAAGAAAAAAAAAAAAAAAAAAAAGUAGUCU